Prunus armeniaca (apricot) is the source of this 1401-nucleotide messenger RNA. The record is from the annotation of a GenBank genome assembly. NCBI's taxonomy places the organism in Eukaryota, Viridiplantae, Streptophyta, Magnoliopsida, Rosales, Rosaceae.
AUGGACGAGAUCUGGGAGCGAGCCGUUGAGACAGCGCUAGAGGGCCAGAGCGACCACGCCGCGGCUCGAGCCCUAACCCUAGACGGCGCCGUUAAGUGCGUCCAGGGUCGUCUACCUCCUCCGAGUCUUCUAGAGAAGUUUCAGAACCUUCAGCAUCUCUCGAUUGCAAACGUGGGCGUUUCGUCCCUGGAGCAGUUCCCGAGGCUCCGAAAUCUCCAGAAGCUAAUCCUCUCGGAUAAUCGAAUCGCUGGAGGCCUUGAAUUUCUCGUAGAAGCCGGUCUCGACUCGCUGAGAGACCUCGACCUCUCGAACAAUCGGAUUCAGCAUGUCGAAGAUCUCGCGCCGCUCGCGCAGCUCAAGCUGGUGUCCCUUGAUCUGUAUGAGUGUCCGGUCACUCACGUCAAGGAUUAUCGAUCUAGGGUGUUUGGAUUGAUCAAGUCGUUGAAGUAUUUGGAUAAGAUGGACGCGGAGGAGAACGAGAGGCCGGAAUCUGAUGACGAGGAGGACGACGAAGAUGACGAGGAGGAUGAUCCUGGGAGCGGUGAAAUCGAUGGUGAGGAUCGGCCAUUUAGGAUGACCAAUGGCCACAGUGAGGCGGUUGAAGGUGUUGUUGAUGUUGAUGAGGAUGACGAGAGUGAUGCAGACGAGGAAGAGACUGUGACUGCGACGAGGGUGAAUGGACAAAAUCACCAGACAGCAAAUGGAUUCCGGGUUGCUGCUGUGGCUGGUGAAGAGGGAGAUGAGGAUGAGGAGGGAGACGAUGAUGAAGAGAAUGAUUCUGGUGAAGAAAUCGAUGAAGAGGAUGUUGAUGAUGACGAUGUGGUGGAGGUUCAAGAGAUUGAGGAUAGUGACGAUGAGGAAGAUGGGGUUGAGUAUGAUGAGGAGGAUGAUGACGACGAUGAUGAAGAUGACGAGGAAGAGGAGGUGGACAAUGAUGAAGGGGAUCUUGCAGAGCCGGAGAGUACAGGGAGGUUGACGAGCACGGAAGGAGAGAUUGAUGGACAUGAACAAGGGGAGGAUGAUGCAGAUGAGGAUGAUAAUGGAGAGACCGGGGAGGAAGAGCAGUUAGUAGAAGAGGAUGGGGAAUUUGAAGAUGAAGAUGGUGAGGAAGAGGAAGAGGACUAUGGUGCAGGUUACUUAGUUCAACCCGUGGCACAGGCUGAGGAAGAGGAUGCUGGUGGCAGUGACAUGGAUGCAGGAAAUGAAGAAGGUGAUGGCGAAGAGGAGGAAGUUGAAGACGAUGAAGAUGAUGAAGUUCAGGUGUUGCCGCCCCCUUCUUCUUCUUCUUCUCAAAUGAAGAGGAAGAGAGAUGAAGCUGCAGAUUCGGAUGACAAUGGUGAGGACGAUGAGGAGGACGACGAUGUUGUCGAGUACAGCAAGUCUUCAAAGAAGCAUCGUUGA